Molecule: messenger RNA, 3706 nt
Organism: Gavia stellata (red-throated loon)
Lineage: Eukaryota; Metazoa; Chordata; Aves; Gaviiformes; Gaviidae
Gene: CCDC127
Product: coiled-coil domain containing 127
Exons: 3
Coding region: 26-820 (264 amino acids)
Source: RefSeq, a predicted model, not a curated record
UCCGCGCUCCCGGGUUGGUGCCUUCAUGAAUAAUUUAAAUGACCCUCCUAACUGGAACAUCCUGCCAAAUCGACGAGAGCCCGGGGAUGAAGGCAGCAGAUGGAACUACGCCUUGCUGGUCCCCAUGCUGGGCUUGGCCGCCUUCCGUUGGAUCUGGACCAGAGAAUGUCAAAAAGAAAUAGAACGAGAAAAAAAAGAAUAUUACAAAAAACAUUCAUCUUUACAAAAAGACCUGGAAGCCAAAUACCGGGAUAUAAUCACAGAAAAUCGUCGCACAGUUGCUCACUUGGAGUUGGAGCUUGAAAAGGAACGAAACAGAACCCUGAGUUACCGUGAAGCCCUCGUGUCCCAGAGUCGCAAACUAGUAGAAGAAAGAAGGAUCCUAGAAGAGGAGCAGGAGAAGUUAGAGCGAGAAAAACAAGUCCUUUUGCACUCAGGAGCAGCAGGUAACUUGUACCAAAGUUGUCUGGCAAAGGAGGAAGAGUGGCAAAAGAGAGCCAAUAUUUUACUAAAAGAAUUUGAAGAGGGACUUAAAGAAAGACAGGACAUCUACUGCAGUCUUGUUGUACCCAGAAGCCAGAGACUAGAAAUAGAGAAAAAUCUGCUAGUUAAAGCAGCAACUGAUCCUGUUGCUAUGGCUCUACAUAUGGAAAGUGGCUUAAAAGAUAUUUUCAAACAUGAUAACUACUGUGGCAAUCUGCUGAACAGAAACAAAAGUCAAAAUGGAAAACUUAUGUGGCUGUAUCUGAGAUAUUGGGAACUAGCUAUUGAACUACAGAAGUUCAAGAGGGCAGAAAAGGCCAUGUUAGGAAAACAAUAAGUAGGGGAAGUAAUGGGAUUUCAUGUGAUCCACCACGCAUAGUAGGGACAAUCACAGUUGUAGUCUGAAGCUGUUAAAUUCUCCUACUGUGUUUCCAUUUCUCCUCCUUGCUGCACUUGUGUUUGCAUGGGACUUGUGCAGUGUUGGUGCCUUUCCUUUCACUGUCUAACAACUGAUGCUCCAGUGAGCUACGCAUGCUCUUAAACUCUAUGAGUGUGUUUGUAUUGCAGACUGCAGUGUAGUAUAAAGAUAUGCCAGCUUCCAUAGGUAUCAGAAGCAGCAAAACAGAACACCAUUUAGAGUGAUUUACCUAAUUGAUGGUCAUACUCCAUCAACAGAGAAGUGUGAUUUGUCUCCUGUAAGUGGGGUAGCACAUUGUGCUCCUUAUCCCUGAUGUUCUACCUGGUGUCUCAAUGCUAUCGUUUUUUAUUAUUACUAUUUUUUUAAUUUUUGUUUGGUUGUUUAAACAAGACUGAUUUUGAGGCAGAUGUUUGGAAGAGACCGUGUUUGAGAAAACUGCUUGUCACAUAAAACCUAUGUGUAUAUACAUACAUUUAUAUAAAUAUAUAUAUGUGUGUGUAUAAAUGUACGUAUUAGUAUUCUGAGAGGGGGGAAUAGUAUGAUCAUGUUUCAAAUUAAUCAGUCUUGCAUUGUCUUCCAGCUUAAUAUACAAAUAGUACUUUAUGAAUGAAACAUCCAAAAGAUGUUAAUUAAAAUAACACAUAAACAGAUUGAUGAAAGUCUCACUGGAGCUAGGGAUCCGUGCUUGAACACCAGAGAGUGUGUAAACUCGAAGUUAUAUUCUCAUCAUACUGGAGAUAUGUUAAGAAUACUUACGUUUCUCUCUCGGUCAGGAUUUUGGUUGUAACCCAACAGUGUGCCUGCAUUAUAGACGUCACCAUGCUGCUGCCUCUGCAUCCCAGCGCACUGGCUGGUACCUGGUUAGCUUGCAGGAGCCCCUGUGGGUUAUAGCCAUUGCACCUGGCUCUGUUCCUUGGAUAGGUCCUGUUUGUUAUUUGCAGAUGGGAACCUAAAUGCAACCUGCACUGGUAGCCAGCACCUGCCUCCCUGACUGUCGCAGUUUUCCCAGAACUGAAGUACGCUUUUCCAUAACUCUUAAAUUUUGAGCUUAUGGUUCACCACUUCAUGUACACGUGACCAUGAAAACCUACAGAUGUACAAGCUUUGCAAAGUUUUAGGGAAGGGGUCUUUUUACUUUAGUUAGCACAGUAAAAUAAACAGAUCUAGAUUAAAAAAAAAAUACCCCAGUGCAUUUCCAUGCUUGAAAUCUCCUAAAACUUUGAGUAUUUGGGUCCUUGUAGCAGUAGGAACCACCUUUUUUCGAACGUGCCAUGUAUUUUGGAGAAUAACUCUUCUUUUUCUUCCUCCUUUCUAAUCUAGCCUUAGACCCCAAAGGUGCGGUGUUUACCCGUUUGUUUAUAACAACUGGUCUUCUCUGUUGCUUGACUUUGAUUAGUGUUGGUAGGUUGUCAGUUAAUUAGCAGUUCUUUUUUUACUGAGGGCUAGACUUCACAAACAUGUUUUCUCUAGGCAAUGAGCUACUGCAUGGUCCGGAAGCAAUCCAGCUAAGAGAAUGCCCAUCCAAGUUUAACAGAGAACUCCAGCAGAUGUGGAUUUUUCUCUUAUUAUUUCCUCCUGGUUUCAUUUCAGUCUGGGCCCAGAAGUCAGCAGAUAUAUCUUUUGAAGUAGUGUGUGCAACCUAAUCCAGUUACUCAGCAAAAAUAUCUAACAUGAAACAAAAUUCUUAAACAGAAUAUAUGUUUCUCAACUACUCAGUUUUCCCGUUGUGAUUUUGCUUACCUUGGUGGUGCAAUUACACUAUUGUAUUCAUUUAUUAGUCUCUUAUGUACUGAUUCUAUUCUAUUUUAUUUUAUUUUAAAUAAAGUUGUAGUAGAUAGACACAUCGGGGAAAAAAAAAGGGGGUACCAUCACAAACACCAAAAAGGCCGAAGUUUGUCUGGAUGCCAAGCAUAGACGGGUUGGGAGAGAAGAACGCACUUGAGUUACUAUUGUGUGACAGCCUGAGCCAAGCUGCUGUAGCUGGCUGUAUGCACAUGCCCUAAUUGCCCAGUAGAACAAAUCAGUCUGAACAGCUAAUUACCCUGUGUGUAAUUCCUCCAGGAUGUGGAAGGUGUCUGACCACACAGCUGUGGCGCAUUUCAUACAUACGUACAGGCAGUUAAGCAGCUCAGCUGACAAACAGCAGCCAGUGAAUCAAUGCCACUGUAUUUGAGACUCAUGCCUUGACUGUGUACAUAUUCGUUAGUUCUUAAUAUUAAAAGAUCAAACAUUUUAUGGUUUUUAAUUUUUUUCAUAGUUUUGUCAUUGACAUCACUCAAAAUGUUGAAAGAAAAUGUAAUCAAGAGGGUAAAAUACUCUUUUUCAGUAUGAAUAUGUGAGUUGAAGCAUCAUAUGCUCUAUUGUACAGGGUUGGAUGCAAUGUAAUAAAUGUUUGACACUUGCUUUCACUUCUUUAGAAGUGUCAAUUAUUUGUAUAACUAAUUAUUAAACUAUUGUUCAUGAACACUUUGCAGAUAGUGUAUUAAGACUGAAGAGUUAUUUGAGGAGGAUUUUUAAAAGUGUGUAACUGGUUUAGAAGCACCAGUGCUGUUAGUUUCUACCAAAACUCAUGUUUGUUAGCAUGUAACUUAUUUUUGAAACAUUCCCCCUUUGUAGGUUGUUAUGUUGGAAGUUCUAUUAUGAGCUUUACCUUCCCCAACAACUAUUGUUCUGGAUUGAUUAUUUGUUUGGAAAUGCCCAUAUAUAUAUAUAUAUGUAGAACGCAAGAAUAAUUUGUUUUUGCAAUAUUUAAUGAACUUUUUUUGGUUAUGAAAAUGGUCACUCACCUGUUAAACAAAUGGCAAC